Messenger RNA from Procambarus clarkii (red swamp crayfish), 495 nucleotides. The record is from RefSeq and is a predicted model, not a curated record. NCBI's taxonomy places the organism in Eukaryota, Metazoa, Arthropoda, Malacostraca, Decapoda, Cambaridae.
AUGUCUUUACUUGCUGGAAAGAUAAUGAACAACCUGGAACCUCUGGAGGAAAAUCAGAGGAAAAUCAACAAGAAACAUGAUGGACUUCAUAACUACUUUAAAGAAUGUGAGGAAAGAGUCAAACCACCACUAAUAGUUAGGCUCCAAAAAGUUACUCUCACAUCUCGAAAAGUUACUCUCACAUCUCCAAAAGUUACUCCCACAUCUCCAAAAGUUACUCCCACAUCUCCAAAAGUUACUCCCACAUCUCCAAAAGUUACUCCCACAUCUCCAAAAGUUACUCCCACAUCUCCAAAAGUUACUCCCACAUCUCCAAAAGUUACUCCCACAUCUCCAAAAGUUACUCCCACAUCUCCAAAAGUUACUCCCACAUCUCCAAAAGUUACUCCCACAUCUCCAAAAGUUACUCCCACAUCUCCAAAAGUUACUCCCACAUCUCCAAAAGUUACUCUCGUGGCUCCAAAAAACUCGCAGCCGUCAUACUCUCAAAGUUGA